Pochonia chlamydosporia 170 is the source of this 1299-nucleotide messenger RNA. RefSeq lists its product as hypothetical. The transcript is spliced from 4 exons. The record is from RefSeq and is a predicted model, not a curated record. Lineage: Eukaryota; Fungi; Ascomycota; Sordariomycetes; Hypocreales; Clavicipitaceae. Bases 1 to 1299 code for a protein of 432 amino acids.
AUGGCGGUUUAUACACCAGCGACUUGGCCAGUUCCACCCGACAUUCCAACAUGCGCAAUUGACUGCCUUGAUUUGACUACGCCUCAGUCAAUAUGUGAUAAAGGCUUCUUGAGCCCAGAUUGCCUAUGCAACGACCGUCUCUUUAUCGAACUCAUGGUAUCCUGCGUACCGAAAAGCUGUACAAUAAAAGAAGCUCUCCUCUCUGCCAAUAUCAGCCAAACCAUCUGCGACUUUCCCCAGCGCUCAAAAACCGAACAGUACAAACACAUAUCCAUGGCCUUGGCCGCAGUAACAACAGCCUUUGUCGUACAAAGAUUUGCGUACAAAAUAUACGCCAAAGUAGGCCUACAUCUAGACGACUUGUUCAUCCUACUCACCGUCUUGAUCGGUAUCCCCUGCACAGUCAUAAACACGCACAAGCUGACAGAAAAUGGAAUUGGCCGCGACGUGUGGACAAUAACGCCUGACCAGAGAACAAAGUUUAAUGUUUAUAUUUUCAUCGCGGAGACUCUGUACUUUGCUGCGGUGUCGUUAUUCAAGCUCGCCAUGUUGUCGUUCUACCUGCGUGUCUUUUCGGGCAAGUGGACUCGAAGACUCGUAUGGGUAACCAUUGCGGUCGACUUUUUACUCGGGGUUGUGUAUGUACUUUUAUCGGUGCUUCAGUGCCAACCUAUAAGUUACUUUUGGCAUCGGUGGGACGGAGAGCACACUGGGAAGUGUUUGGAUAGAGACGCCAUUGUGCAGUCGAAUGCGGCGGUUAGCCUAGCUCUUGACUUUUGGAUGCUGGCUUUGCCGCUGUGGAAGCUGAGAAAUCUAAAGUUGGACUGGAAGAACAAACUGGGUGUUGGGUUGAUGUUCUUUGUGGGCACCUUUGUUAGUGUCGGGAGUAUUAUUCGCCUCAAAGCUGUCAUCAGAUUUCGAUCCGACACUCUCAACCCGACGAGAGACGUAUAUGACCUUGCGGUAUGGUCUGCUGUUGAAAUCAACAUUGGUCUGAUAUGCGUUUGUCUGCCUUCGCUCAGACAGCUGCUUGUUAAACAAUUGCCGCCAUUGUUGGCAUCGACACGGCGCAGGUAUACUAGGCAGAGCAGCUCGGCUCAACUGAACCAGCAUUGGAAUGUUCUUCCUUCCCCAGAGAUGAUGAAACCGUUGCCUGCGGUGCCGCGUGAGGAACGGAAUGGGUUUGCGUUUUUACGUCCGGUGUACAUGACCAGGAAUGGGGAACUGCAGCUAGUUGUUACUGAUCAUGCUGAGACGAGGAGUUCGACAUCAGAGGAGGGGAGGACGUCAAGGGAGUGA